AUGUCGGACGCUCAGGUCGAAAACAGGCUCAAUGACUUUAUGCAAAAGGCUAUGCCUUCAGUUGGUGAGGAGGUCACGGAAUAUCUGAGCAGUAAGUUGAUAUUCUUUUAGUUUGUUGGAGCUUUAGGGAAUUAACGGCUAGAUAAGUAUUUGAUGUGAGAUCAGCUUCAAAUUUUGGGAGAAGUAAAAGGAUACAGUGAUACAGCUAUGUGCCAAAAAUGAGGUUUUAGAAUUAAUAUAUUGCUGAGAAAAUCAACAUUAAGUUAGCGAUCUGUUACCUUAAAGAUAACCAGCUGAAGCUUUCGUUUUUUGAUCUAAAAUUUAAGUUAUACCCUUUAACUAGUUAAAACAAUGUUUUUUAGAGUUGUUAGUUGAAAAUGCGGCGGAAAUCACGACUGCUGAUGAGGUGUUUGAGCAAGUUUCCGAUAGUUUGAUGUCGUGGCAACCAGAUACCAAAGAAGACGAUGUUCGAGAGCUUUGCGAGAAGUUUUUGAUCAUUCUACACAAUGGGUAAAGUUUAAAACUUUAGUUUUUAUAUUAUUGUUUUUAGAAAGAAAGUAGAGAAGCAAGUGCGCGAGUUCGGAGCCAAAAAGCUGGAUCGAACAGUUGAUAUCAGUGAGACGACGUCUAAGCUUCAUAACAUUGAUAGUAUCUGGAAUAUUCAAGCUAAAGAUGUGCCGACUAUGGUGAGAAAGCCUUCGUAAAACAUUUUGCUAACUUUACGUAUCAAAAGUCUUCCAAAAAAUUAUGUUUUUUGACUAGAAGUAAAUAAUUCAGCUCCUAUCUACAACAAUGUAAUUUUUAGCAAGUUGAUCGCAAAAAACUGGCUAAAGCUAAUCAAAAGGCGGCCGAAAAGCAGGCCAAACGUGGCGAUGAGGAAGUUGUGAAGCCGUCGGUGAAGAAACAGCGUGGUGUUCAAGUGGCAACCGCUUCCCAGUCCAUGAACAGACGUGGAAUGAAGGAAGAUGGGUCUGGUGGAACAAAAGACAUUCAUCUUGAAGGUGUUGAUGUUUCUAUUGGAACUAAGUUAGUUUUUGUGUUGUUUUCCAUUAUUUUGGUUUAAAUUUGAGUUUUUUGAUGUUUUAUAUUGUUUUUAUGAUUCUUUUUUGCUUUUUAUAUUGUUUUAGGUUAAAAUUAGUGUUUUUAGCUCUAUUUAAUGUUUCAUUGUAAGUUUGUUGAUGUCUUUUUUGUUUUUCAGAGUAUUAUUGAGUGCAGCUGAAGUGAUAUUGGUAUUCGGUCACAAGUAUGGUUUGGUCGGUCGAAACGGUAUUGGUAAGACCACCUUGUUGAAGAUGAUCUCUGGGUAAGAUUUUAAAUUUAUUUUUUUUUAUUGUUUUAGGGUCGAUUCCGAAGACUUUUUGAUCAGUUACUAUCUAAAAAUAUACUACUUAAAAUGAUAAAAGAAUUACAGUUAUGAAGAUUUACGGUAUUAUUUUAGAGGUCAAUUGAUCAUUCCGAACAAUAUCAGCUUUUUGAGUGUGGAACAAGAAGUGGAAGGUGAUGAUACGACGGUUAUUGACAGUGUCUUAUCUUCCGACAAGAAACGGGUUGCUGUUUUGGCUGAGGAAGCCGAUAUUCAACGGCAGAUUAAUGAGUAUGUUAAUAUUGAUUAGAAAUGGCAAGAACUUUCUUUACAGAGCCGAAAAAUGGCAAACACUUUCUUUACAAAAUAAAAAAUGGCAAGAACUUUCCUUACAAAGCAAAAAAUGGCAAGAACUUUCUUUACAAAAAAAAUUUUAGUCCAUCAACAUCCGAUGACCAACGUGCUGAACUAACAGCCCGCUUAACCGACGUCUACGCCGAAAUGGAAGCGUUGGGCGUGGAAAAAGCACCAGCCAGAGCGGCCACCAUCCUCUACGGUCUCGGUUUCAAACCAGAUGAGCAACGAAAACCGACCAAAGAGUUUUCUGGAGGUUGGAGAAUGCGUGUAGCUUUGGCCCGAGCCCUGUUCAUGAAACCAGAUUUGUUGUUACUUGAUGAACCUACUAACAUGUUGGACAUGAGAGCUGUUUAUUGGCUGGAGAAUCAUUUGCAGGUAGGGAUUUGGAAAGAAUUUUGUUUACAAGGCCGCAAGAGGCAGGGUCUUUUAUUCAUCGUAUAACUUGUCACCCGCUGGCUGCGUAGAUAGUUUAUCGUAUAACUUGUCAUCCGCAGGCUGCGUAACCUCAAAUUUUGGCUGGUUUGGAUUAAAAUGGCAAGAAUUUUGUUUACAAUAUGAAAAAUUGAAAGAAGUUUCUUUACAGAACAAAAAACGGCAAGGACUUUCUUUACAACUCAAAAGCUGGCAAGAACUUUGUUUAAAAAAAGCAUAAAAUGGCAAGAACUUCCUUUACAAAACAAAAAAUGGCAAGAGCUUUCUGUACAAACCUUAAAAUUAAAAACUUACUGUAACUUUUCCUAGGAAUGGGAAUCGACCAUCGUAAUCGUCUCUCACGACCGUAAAUUCUUGAACGCAAUCUCUACGGAUAUUAUUCACCAUCAUUCUCAUCGUCUGGACCAAUACAAGGGCAAUUAUGACAUUUUCGAAAAGACCAUGAAGGAAAAACUGACCCUACAACAACGAGAGUACGAAGCUCAACAACAGCUGAGGUCUCACGUUCAGGAAUUCAUCGAUAAAUUCAGAUACAAUGCCAAAAGAGCCUCGAUGGUACAGAGUCGAAUCAAAAUGUUGGAGAAAAUGUGGGUUUUUGGUACUGGAGUGGUACUGUUUAAGCGUAUUUGGUACUAGAAUGGUACUAUUUGGGGUUUUUCGGUACUAGAAUAGUAAUUUUAAAAAUCUUUUUGUGAUUGAAAUGAUACUAAGGCUCUUUUUUUGAUUUUUUGACUGUUUUAGGUAAACAAAAUUAUUUGUACUAUAUAGCACGAUACUCAAAAAAAAUCAAAGUAGAAGGAAAAUAUUAAUUUUAAAGUACUGUUGAAACUCUUUUUUUAAAGGUUAAAAAAAAUUUUUUUUUGUGUAUUUGCUAUAUAGCACGAUACUGAAAAAAAACUAUUUUUUUGCGUCAAUUUGAAAAAUUUUUAUCUGGCUUAAAGUUGGCUUUAUUUCCACAUUUUUAGGCCAGUCUUACAACCGGUUAUCAUGGAAGCAGAUGUCACCUUCGCCUUCCCCAAGUGCGAGCCUCUGGGCAAUCCUGUCCUGCAACUGGACGAGGUUUCUUUCCAAUACACGAAGGAAGCACGACUCAUUUUCCAAAAUAUUUGCGUGGGAUCACAGUCGGACUCAAGAAUUUGUAUUGUAAGUUUAAUUUUGUUUUUUUUUGGUUUGGUACUAUAUAACACGAUACUAAAAAUUGAGUUUUUUGAAAUAGUAUUAAUAAAAUAUGGUUUGUAUUGAUAAACUUUAGUUUUUUAGGCGUCAAAAUUGUUUUUUAUGAGUACGUGCUAUAUAGCACGAUAUUGAAAACUAUGUUUUUUUCAAAAAUUUUGUUUUUUAUGGAACUUUAGCUAUUACUAUAACUAUAUUAAACGUGUAAAAACGUGUUUUUUUUGAGUACGUACUAUAUAGCACGAUACAUAAAAAAUAUUAUUUUUGCACUUUAUUAUCUAUAAUAUGGCAUUUUUUGUACUUUGUUACCUAAAACAUGACAUUUUAUAGGUGGGAGAAAACGGAGCCGGUAAAACAACCCUCCUCAAAAUCUUACUCGGCGACUUGGACCCAUCAUCCGGUACCAGACAUGUGAACCGUCGUAUCAACAUUGGUUACUUUACUCAACAUCACGUCGAUCAACUCGAAAUGGACUGUUGUGCCCUCGAACUGUGUGCUCAAAAGUUCCCAGGACAAACUCAAGAGGAAUAUCGAGCAGCGAUGGGCCGCUUCGGCCUGUCUGGCGACAUUGUGUUCCAGUCGAUUGAAACCCUGUCUGGAGGUCAAAAGUCAAGAUUGGCUUUCGCUAUGUUGGGACUUCAGAAGUAAGGCUUAGGAGGUGGUUUGGGGGUUAUUUUGGGGUAGUUUGGGUUAAAGCUGACGGUUUGUUAUGAAAUACGGAUCGAAAAAGGGCUUAAGGACCUUGUAGAUUAUGAUUUUGGGUCGUUUUUUUGGAGUUUCUAUGGACUUUUUGACCGAAAUUUAAAAAAUUAGGCUUUAAAAUGACGUUUUAAAUUUUUUUUAAAUGUGAAAAAAUAAAAAAAAUUUUUUUUUGAGACUUUUGAAUAAAAUGUAUAAAAAUCGAUUUUUCAGGCCAAACUACCUGAUUCUUGAUGAACCUACUAACCAUUUGGACGUGGAAACGGUCGAUGCUUUGGGUGUGGCUUUGAACGAGUUCAAUGUAAGUUUUUAGUAUUAAGAAAUUGAUUGGCAGUACUAUUAGGUUGUUCAAAUAAUUUUGUGCUCUAUCUCAAAGCAAUUUUUUUGGGUUCGGGGCAGAGAAUUAUUUGAACAAAGGUAUUAAAAAAAUUUUUUUGGUUUUUUAUUUGGCCCUGGAGGGUGGAUCCAUUCCUAUUCACCCGUUCUCCUCCCCUUCCUCACCCCUAGCUAAGUCCCUGAUCACAUCAUAUGUAAUAGGUUUUAAAAUCAAAACGUUUACCUAACUUAUAUCAUCAUAUUGUCACUUCAGGGCGGUGUUGUGUUAGUAUCCCACGACGAGCGUCUCAUCGACUUGGUUUGCAAGGAAUUGUGGGUCGUCAAGGAUCGUACGGUAACCAGACUCGAUGGCGGUCUAGAAGAGUACAAGAAACACGUAUAUCGUCAACUGGCUAUCCCAAUGUAA
Bursaphelenchus okinawaensis is the source of this 4706-nucleotide messenger RNA. The record is from the annotation of a GenBank genome assembly. NCBI's taxonomy places the organism in Eukaryota, Metazoa, Nematoda, Chromadorea, Rhabditida, Aphelenchoididae.